AUGGUUGAUGAAGCCAUGAAUCUCUUUGAAGAAAUGCAUUUCAAACAAAUAUAUCCUGAUAUGGUAAUUUACAAUUCCCUUAUUGAUGGUUUGUGCAAAUCGGGAAGAACCCCAUAUGCUUUGAAAUUUAUCGGUGAGAUGCAUUAUAGAGGUCAACCACCUGAUAUAUUUACUUACAAUUCUUUACUGGAUGCUUUAUGCAAAAACUAUCAUGUUGACAAGGCAAUUGAAUUGUUAACAAAACUUAAAGACCAAGGUAUUCAACCAAGUGUGUGCACAUACAAUAUUCUUAUCAAUGGGUUAUGCAAAAGUGGAAGACUAAAGGAUGCAGAAAAAGUUUUUGAAGAUCUUUUGGUCAAAGGCUACAAUACUGAUGUCUAUACAUAUAAUGCUAUGAUCAAGGGAUUUUGUAAGAAGGGGUUGUUUGACGAGACAUUAGCCAUGGUAUCAAAAAUGAAAGACAGUGGCUGCAGUCCAGAUGCUAAAAAUUGUGAAAUAAUUAUCCGUUCUUUGUUUGAUAAAGGUGAAAAUGAUAAGGCAGGGAAAUUUCGUGAAAUGAUUGUGAGAGGUCUGCUAUAA
Messenger RNA from Medicago truncatula (barrel medic), 579 nucleotides. Its product is annotated as pentatricopeptide repeat-containing protein At1g09900. The record is from RefSeq and is a predicted model, not a curated record. The coding region runs from base 1 to 579 and encodes 192 amino acids. The transcript has a single exon. Gene Ontology annotation, molecular function: protein binding. NCBI's taxonomy places the organism in Eukaryota, Viridiplantae, Streptophyta, Magnoliopsida, Fabales, Fabaceae.